Sphaerulina musiva SO2202 is the source of this 1280-nucleotide messenger RNA. RefSeq names its product DNA directed RNA polymerase II 15 kDa subunit. Gene Ontology annotation, molecular function: zinc ion binding; nucleic acid binding; DNA-directed RNA polymerase activity. The record is from RefSeq and is a predicted model, not a curated record. Gene Ontology annotation, cellular component: RNA polymerase II, core complex. Gene Ontology annotation, biological process: DNA-templated transcription; maintenance of transcriptional fidelity during transcription elongation by RNA polymerase II; transcription initiation at RNA polymerase II promoter. Lineage: Eukaryota; Fungi; Ascomycota; Dothideomycetes; Mycosphaerellales; Mycosphaerellaceae. The transcript has 4 exons. Bases 58 to 471 code for a protein of 137 amino acids.
CAGACUCGCUGGAGCACACAAGCUUGCACUUCGAGUCACCACAACACGUACCACAUCAUGUCUGCCUACAACAUGGAAGGCUCCCCGGCGCCAGCGGCCAAGGAUGGUGACUCGAAGAAGAUCAGCUUCCGUUUCUGUCGCGAGUGCUCCAACAUGUUGUACCCGAAAGAAGAUCGCAUGAGCAACACGCUCAUGUUCGCAUGUCGCACCUGCCAGUUCAGCGAACCGGCGACUGCAUCUUGUAUCUGGCGCAACUCGCUCAAGGAGGAUGUGCAAGAGACGGCCGGCAACGUGGACGACGUUGCCCAGGAUCCAACGCUCCCACAUGCCGAGGAAGAAUGCAAGAAGUGCGGCGCACGCGAUGCCGUGUACUUUCAGUCGCAACAGCGGACUGCUGAGACUGGAAUGGCUCUCUUCUAUGUCUGCUGCGAAUGCCAGAACGUUUGGUCAACUCUUGAUGCUAAGAAGUAGAGUGGUACGACUCCAGCGCAUCAUCAUCACACCGAUGAGCGACGUCCCUAAUAGCUUUGCAGGCUUUGAAUCAGGGAGCGACGAAAUGAAGGCUUGGCUGAUGAAGGGUGUGCCAAUCCCCAAAGGACCAGUGCGUCCUGUAUUCCAGGAGAACAUUAUGAACGAUUUCGCGGCAUUGCCGAGGACGCCUUACCUACCCAUGGGUAAAGAAGCGCCGACCUGCUUCUCAUCUCCCGCUCGUCCUCGAUCGACUGUGGAGGGUCCUUUGGAGCAGGUUGAACCCGUUCGGGAGGUAGUUACACUUCAGCCCGCACCGCAGAGGCGGAGAAAGCUAUCGCACAUACAGGAUACACCAAAACCCGAAUAGCGCUUGGCAAUCAUGGAGGCUUAGGCUAUAAAGAAGUAAAUUGGCCUGCGAGAGAUGCCAGGCUCGGCCCACCGAGGCUCAUAAGAGAGCACAGAAUUUAGUAGAUCAACGAGGACGCAACCAUUCCAGUCAACGUAGCUUCAUACCGGUCUUGAGCUCGGGGCCGCUUUCUCGCAAUGUUCGGCAGUAGACACAGUGCAAUGCAUACUCACGUGACCUGGUCUGGUUGCUGCUUUGUUCUUACCACCAGAUUCUGUCGUUGCACCUAACAUUCCACUUGAUGGCUGUGCUCACUGCGCCCCACGCCGGUCAGCUGCAUCCUGCAACGUCACAUGUCGUUAUGGACUUACAAGAAGAUGUGGCGGCCCCGACUGCGAGGUGAAUACUGCAGCAACCGACAGAUCACACACACGACCAGCAAUCAUGAUACCAAGUGUGUCUG